GGAUUAAGCCAGUGCACCUCGCACAGAUACUGGAUGGAGCCAGUCGCAGUCCGCACGAGUCGGUGCAGACUAGCACUGCUCAGACAGACAAUCAGGCAGGAAGCCAGGCCACGUCAGCUCGGUCCAACGACAACAGCUCCGACUUCUUGCUGGAGCGCAUCGAAAAGCUGGAACAUUUGUUCUCUGCCUCCAACAAGGGGCCCGUCGACUCUUACCUGGACCCUCCAACGCUCCAUGAGCUUCAAGACGGCCGGGCAUUUCUAAACAAAAGCAGAAUAUUUGGUCGGAGUCAUUGGACAUCGACUGUGCACGCGGUAGGAACGAUCCGUUUCUUCGAAGGCACCUCAGAGUACUAAUUGAUGCAGUUCAAAUGGGAGAAAAUGCGGUUCUGCGUAUCGCAAGAUGCAGUCGACAUAACCGGCAGCGGAGAACUCAAAUCCAUGAAACUGGAGGUACGGUCCCUACUACAGAAGUGCAAGGUCCUUGCCAAAACGACCAAAGUCUGCCGGCCUAGUCGCUGCCUCUCAUGUCCUGAACUCAUGAAUUUUUCGCGUCCAUCCAGAGACAUGGCAGAUGCGUUUACAAGGCUAUACCUUUCCAAGUUCGAGUCGUCAUUUCGCAUAGUGCAUGUGCCAUCAUUCUGGUCCGAGUACGAGCAAUAUUGGAUCACUCCGACUACUGUGUCUGCCGGACACCAACUCAAGGUGCAACUGGUCAUGGCCAUUGGAUCUAGCCUCUAUCGCUCUGAGGGCGCAAAAGGAUCCAUCCGUGCAAUGGCCUCCAAUAGCGUGUAUGCUGCCCAAAAUUGGCUGGCGGGACCUCUGGAAAAAGACCGCCUCACCAUGGAUGGGCUACAGGUACAUUGCCUGCUUAUUCUUGCUCGACAGAUCUGGUGCGUUGGUGGUGACCUGAUCUGGGUUUCCAUGGGUACCCUAAUCCGCACCGCAAUGGUGAUGGGACUCCACCGCGACCCUAAACACUUUCCAGAGAUGUCUGUGUUGCAAGCUGAGACUAGAAGAAGAUUGUGGGCGACGAUUCUGGAGAUGACUGUACAGUCCUCGGUCGACUGGGGAAUGCCGCCAAUGCUCUCAUUUGAAGACUUCGACACCGAGCCACCGUCCAACAAUAAUGAUGACGAGAUGGAUGAUACCACCAAGACCCUACCACAACACCCAAAAGACAUAGCGACCGACACAUCUGCACAGUUAAUUCUACUUACUUCUAUGCGCUGUCGAUUUCGAGCAGCUCGAUGCUGGAACGGUCUCGGUUUGGAUAUGCUAUAUGAUGAAGUACUAACCAUCAGCACCGAGAUUGGACGAGCCUGCCGCGAAUGCAGCGUUCUCGCAGAGAAACGUCAACCUUCAGAUUCAGCCAUAUUUCACCAGAACAUGACCGACUUCCUACUACGUCGCUUCCUGCUUCCCCUACAUCGACCUUUCGCCAAUCGUGCAGCCACGAAUCCUCUCUUCUUCUUUUCCAGGAAAGUCAGCCUGGAUACCGCCAUGGCCAUUCUUUCCCCAGAGCCAGACGAAGAUUUCUCUCGUCUGUCGCGACUCAGUGGUGGCUUCGUCAAAGGAUACAUAAUUUACGCUUGUUUCGCGCUCGCGAUUGAGAUUGCAACAGAGUUUGAAGAUGAGGGGCUGGAAACGGGCAUGCAGAGGCGGAAUGUCCGUCAAUCAUUGAUACGUGCUCUGAAGGGUGCUAUUUCGUUGGCAUCAGACCGCAUACGUUUGGGAGAGACCAACGUGAAAUUGCACUUGAUGCUCAGCGCGGUACUGGGGCAAGUCACGUCUUUGGAAAGUGGCAUUCCCAUGGAGCUGAGCGUCACACAAGCUGCAAAAAAGGCUCUGGAGGAGUCUUAUGGAAUUUUGCAGGCGAACCUCUCUUCCAACUCUGACCAAUCAGUCAACAACGAGACCGACAUGACCUUCUUUGAUAUGGGACAGGAGAAUAUGGACAUUGAUUAUCGUUUUGAUGAUCUCUUGAUGGAUGCCGAUGGGAUGAGUGGGAUAUUUGAACCCUUCCAGCUCGGCAUCGACAUGGGCAGCAGAGGUCAUUUCAAUGCCUGAGUUAUCAGGUAUCCGUAAAAUG
Molecule: messenger RNA, 2091 nt
Organism: Exophiala viscosa
Lineage: Eukaryota; Fungi; Ascomycota; Eurotiomycetes; Chaetothyriales; Herpotrichiellaceae
Exons: 1
Coding region: 360-2069 (569 amino acids)
Biological process (GO): DNA-templated transcription; regulation of transcription by RNA polymerase II
Cellular component (GO): nucleus
Molecular function (GO): RNA polymerase II cis-regulatory region sequence-specific DNA binding; zinc ion binding; DNA-binding transcription activator activity, RNA polymerase II-specific
Source: RefSeq, a predicted model, not a curated record